AUGAACAGCCUUGUCAACUAUGCAAGCGACUCUGAAUCCGAAUGCGAAUCAAGCGGACCAUCCCUCAUUGCAAUCUCUAAACAACCUUCUGCGCCUUCGUCGCCAGUAAUCGGCUCUUCUACAGACCAGACUCACCAACAACCAGCUCCCAGUCAGCAGCAGGACAGCAGCCCAGUAAAUACCAAUAAGCCAGGUCGCGAUGGUGAUACCGUCUCCACACCACUGGACAGAUGCAAUGAAGGAGACGAGUUUGUCUCUGCAGCGCUCAAGGACCUCCAGAGCUUUGCAGCGACAGUUGAUCCUACAUCGAACUCCUCUCCAGCAACGGUUUCCACUCAAUUGAAACCUCAAGAAGAGUCGCAGGAUACAAGCGAAUCGAGUAGACCGAUAGCUAUGGAUCUGGAUGGCGGCUCAAUGAUCACUGAGGUAAUUGUGGGAGAUAGUGCGAGUACGGAUCUACCAGCGACGAUUUUGGCGACUCCUACGGUAGUGCUUACAAGCGAGCAACAACAUAUAUUCGAUGGAUUCCUCGCCGCCAUCGACGCGAUACCUUUGACUACCAAGGAGCAAUCUCGCCCACCACCGCGACCUUCGUCACCUCUCACCGCCCAAGGGUGUACUCUCCCACUCCUGCCAUCUGAAGGCCCUGGUCACUUCGCCGGGGAUAGCUCACCAUCAGAUUCUCAAUGGCAGCAAGCGCAAAGCGUGCAUUCAGUAUACAGUCGGAUGCACCAGCUUUCGCUUCUGUCGAGUCCCCUGAUCAAUCAAAAGGAUAUUGAGAAGCACCUGAUAGAGUUUGCGAUCCGCAUAUUAGAUUGGGAACAAGGUGGAAUGAAGCCUGCAUAUUUCUUGGGUGAGGAGAGAGCUCAGGCCUUGGCUCAACAGGACGCGAUCAAGAAGAAUAUCGACGGCCAGGAUGGAAGUGAUAGCGGCAUGGACGUGGACACGGACCUGGGUGGAGAUGAGGAUGAUGAGGAGGCAGGUAACCCUGUUCUUAUGCCGCCAUAUGGAGGAGUGGUUGGAGAGAUGCUGGAGUACAUGAAUCGAAUUGAACAGUCUGCGAUACCGAAAGGAUGGACGCUUGUCUGGGACGCAAAGGAGGGCUCUUAUGGCUUCAGACACAUUGCCACGGCAACCUUUUCUGCAACCUGUCCGUCCUCCGAGUUGCUUACUCAACUGGGCCCGUCAAUUUCGCCAACGAAUUCGAAAUGA
Messenger RNA from Gamsiella multidivaricata, 1212 nucleotides. RefSeq lists its product as uncharacterized. The record is from RefSeq and is a predicted model, not a curated record. Lineage: Eukaryota; Fungi; Mortierellomycota; Mortierellomycetes; Mortierellales; Mortierellaceae. The transcript has 2 exons. Bases 1 to 1212 code for a protein of 403 amino acids.